GAUCCGAUUUGCCAAACGGAAGUCACGUUGUAGCGCAGCGUAGUGCACUUGAUUUAAACAUGCCUCAAUGUGCUUCAUGCCUCUGAGAAAUAUUUAUAAUAAACAUUUUGUAUUUGUACAUUAAAACAUCAUGAAGUUUACAUAUAAGUUCAGUAAUCUACUUGGUGCAGUUUAUCGUAAGGGGGAUUUAAUAUUUUCUCCAGAUGGAUCUUCAGUUAUUAGUCCAGUGGGAAAUCGGAUAACGAUAUAUGAUUUGAGGAACAACAAGUCAAAUACAUUAAACAUUGAGAGUCAGUAUAAUUAUACCAGCAUAGAUUUAUCACCUAAUGGACUAUUAUUAAUUGCAAUCAAUGAAGUGGGUGAAGCUCAUAUAAUUAGCAUGAUUAGUAAAAUGACAAUACAUAAAUAUAGGUUUAAACGACUCGUAAGAUGUGUAAAAUUUUCUCCAGAUGGUAAACAUUUUGCAGUGUGUAAAGAAAAUAAUGUAUUUAUUUUUAAUGCACCUGGUUUGCAAACAGGUCAAUUUAAUCCAUUUGUUAUGGAACGUGUAUUUCAUGCAGCUAUGGAUGACACAACUUUCAUUAAUUGGUCUUAUGACUCAAAAUUAUUAGCUGUAGGUUCUGAAGAUAUGGCUACAAAAAUUUACAGUUUAGACAAAUAUGCAAACUUCAGAUACAUUAAUCUUGGUGGUCAUUCUGAUGGAAUUGUAGCAUGCUUUUUUGAAAAGAAGAAUUAUGAUUUGAUUACAAUUAGCAAAAACGGGCAAUUGUGUAUUUGGGAAUGUACAAUUGAUCCAGAAGAUUUAAUGCCAGUGGAAGUACCUCCAACUAAGAGAAACAAAAUAACAGAUAGUGACGAAGAAGAUGAUGUUAAUAUUGAAGAAACCAUAGAAAAAACAGACAAACAGACCAAAGCUUACGAAGACAGUUUACUAAAACCACGAGAUUCAUCUGAAUCACUUGUAAAGAGUACUGAAGACGAGACAGAAACCAAACAAUUACGUUAUAUUAAACUGGGUCGUCAUUACUUAGCUAAUGAUGUUCAAAAGCAAGAAAAGAUAAAAGUGACACUCACUGCAGCUGCAUAUCAUCAGCAGACUCAUAUCCUAGUAGUAGGAUUUAGCAAUGGUUCAUUUUAUUUAUAUGAAAUGCCUGAUGUAAAUAUGAUACAUUCUCUAAGUAUAUCAGAUCAACGUAUUACAUCUAUUGCUAUAAAUCCAACUGGUGAUUGGAUAGCCUUAGGAUGUUCUACGGCUGGCCAAUUAUUAGUAUGGGAGUGGCAAAGUGAAACUUAUGCUAUGAAACAACAAGGUCACAGUAAUAAUAUGAACUGUUUAGCAUAUAGUCCGGAUGGUCAGUACAUUGUUACUGGAGGUGAUGACGGAAAAGUUAAAUUAUGGAACACCAUGAACGGAUUUUGUUCUAUUACGUUUCAAGAACAUACAUCUGCAAUAACAGGAGUAAUGUUUAGUCAUAAUAGGAAAUUUAUUGUUUCUGCAUCGCUUGACGGAACUGUUAGAGCUUAUGACUUAGCAAGAUACAGGAAUUUUCGAACUCUUACUUCUCCGCGACCUGUACAAUUUUCCUGCGUUGCUUUAGAUUCAAGCGAUGAGUUUCUUGCAGCCGGAGGCCAAGACAUUUUUGAAAUUUAUUUGUGGAGCGUCAAACUAGGCACACUUUUAGAGAUAUUGAGUGGACACGAAGGUCCAGUCGCCAGUUUAGCAUUUAAUCCAAGUGCCACAAGCACAGAAUUAGUAUCUGUAUCUUGGGAUAAAACAUUAAAGAUAUGGAACGCGAUUGAAAAUGGUUCCUCACACGAAACGAUACAGUUGACUGCCGAUGGUUUAUAUGUUACGUACAAACCGAAUGGUGAAGAAGUAGCAGUGGCAACUUUGAAUGGGCAAAUCUCAUUUUUCCAUUGCAAAACGGCGACGCAAAUUGGUAGUAUUGAAGGAAGAAAUGAUUUAGGUAGUGGCAGGUCUGAUACUGAUCUUAUUACGGCUAAGAAAAGUCUGAAGGGCAAGGCCUUUUCUGUUCUUUGUUACUCAGCUGAUGGUACGUGUAUAUUAGCUGGUGGACAUUCUGUAAAUAUAUGUAUUUACAAUGUACAAGAAUUUAUACUUAUGAGAAAAUUUGUUAUAACACAAAACAAAUCACUGGAUGCAGUUGAUGAUAUUAUAAAUAAGCGAAAUUUAACAGAAUUUGGAAAUUUGGCGUUAGUAGAAGAACGCGAAGAAAAUGAAGGAGGAGAGGUAAAGUUACGAUUACCGGGCGUUAAAAAUGGCGAUAUGGCAAGCAGAAAUAUAAAGCCAGAAGUUAGGGUAUAUAGUUUACAGUUUUCCCCAACAGGACAGGCGUGGGCUGCUGCGACAACGGAAGGAUUAUUAUUAUAUUCAUUAGAUGCUGGAUUAGUAUUUGACCCAUUUGAAUUAGAAUUAGGAAUUACGCCAGAGAGCGUGCAAAAAACUUUAAGUCAAAAGCAAUACGCAAAAGCGUUAAUGAUGGCUUUGAAAUUGAAUGAAAAAUUGUUAAUAAAAUGCGUUAUAGAAAAUAUUCCAUGUUCAGACAUUAAUUUAACUGUGAUGGGCUUAUCCGAUAUUUACGUCGAAAAAGCAUUAAAAUUCAUAGCGUCAGAAUUGGAAUAUACCAAGCACAUACAUUUUUAUCUUCUUUGGAUAGAAGUUAUACUAACUAAUCACGGAACAAAAAUAAAUACGGCUCUUCAAAUGCCGAUACUGCUGACGUUGCAGAAAAAUAUGCAGAAGAAGUACGAUGAUCUGAGUAAAAUAUGUGAUUUUAAUCAAUAUACGAUGAGUUAUUUGAAAAAAGUUGGCGCUUUCAAAGCUACAAAUAACAAUUCUAUGGAAAUUGAGGAAAUUGAAUAGAAAACCAAAAAUAAAGAAAUAGAUUACUUUUUAUAUAUUUAAUGAAUAACUG
This is a messenger RNA of Frieseomelitta varia, 2936 nucleotides long. RefSeq names its product periodic tryptophan protein 2 homolog. Gene Ontology annotation, cellular component: Pwp2p-containing subcomplex of 90S preribosome; small-subunit processome. Gene Ontology annotation, molecular function: protein binding. The record is from RefSeq and is a predicted model, not a curated record. The transcript has 15 exons. Lineage: Eukaryota; Metazoa; Arthropoda; Insecta; Hymenoptera; Apidae. The coding region runs from base 131 to 2884 and encodes 917 amino acids. Gene Ontology annotation, biological process: maturation of SSU-rRNA from tricistronic rRNA transcript (SSU-rRNA, 5.8S rRNA, LSU-rRNA); ribosomal small subunit assembly.